Messenger RNA from Panicum virgatum (switchgrass), 1940 nucleotides. Its product is annotated as AT-hook motif nuclear-localized protein 9-like. The record is from RefSeq and is a predicted model, not a curated record. The transcript has 5 exons. NCBI's taxonomy places the organism in Eukaryota, Viridiplantae, Streptophyta, Magnoliopsida, Poales, Poaceae. The coding region runs from base 532 to 1734 and encodes 400 amino acids. Gene Ontology annotation, molecular function: minor groove of adenine-thymine-rich DNA binding.
GCGGAAAUCGGGGCGCCGUUGCUUUUCGUCGGCCGCACGGAAAAUCUUAUCGCCUCGCGCGCGGCUCUGCUUUGCUUGCUUGCUGGUGCCCAUCGCCCCAUCCAUCCUGAAAAACACAGCGCCGCUGCCGUCAGCUAGCCUAGCCUGGCUAGCCCCCUCCUCCUCAUCGCAUCGCAUCGUCUCCCUCCGCUCCGCCUCCGCUCGUGUAGGCAGGCGGGCAGGCAGGCCAAGCCAACCGCGUCGCGUCAUCUUAUCUCUCUCCCAUCAUUUCAUCUGAUCUAUCGUCUCAUCUCCUAUCCCCUUUUCCUUUCUCUCUCCUCCUCCCCAUCCUCCGCUCCGCCUGCCCAUGCCCGUGGUGCUCCUGCCUUGCGCGAUUCUCCAGCAAGGCCAAGCCGGGUGUACCUCCGCCGGAGGAACAAGAACGCUCGCUCGCGGAGACCACACAGCGUUCCUGUGAUUCGCAGGUCGUGAUCGGAGCCGGAGAAACAGAGCGCCGGAAUAAAGCUUCGUCCUUGGGGGCGACUUCCAUGCAUGGAUGGCAAGGAACUCAUCUCACCGUCCGACCUGCAGUCAUUCUACCAGCAGCACCAACAGCAGCAGCAGCAGCACCGGGCCGCGCUCGCCGGCGGCGCCGCCCAUAGCCCGUCCUCGCUGGCCGGCAUGCACUCCGUCAUCCGCCCCAUGCCCAACAUGCCCAACAUGAACAUGAGCGCCACCGCGAUCCUCAACUCCAUCGGCGGGGGCUCCCUCGCCGGCAUGCAGUUCCAGAUGGACACCGCGCCGCCGCCAUUGAUGCACAACAGCACCAUGGGCUCCGUCUCCGCCUCCGCCUCCGGCACGGUCCCGCCCGCCCCGGCCCCCGCCGAGCCCGUCAAGCGGAAGAGAGGGAGGCCGCGCAAGUACGGGCCCGACGGCACCAUGAAGGCGGCGGCGCAGCAGCAGCAGCACCUCGUCAGCGCGCCGCCGAGGAUGGGCUCGUCCAUGUCAGGCCCCGACAUGCUGGGCACCCGGGGGAUGGAGGACCCGGCGCAGAAGAAGCGCCGUGGGAGGCCACCGGGCACCGGGAAGAAGCAGCAGACGUCGCCCUCCGCCGUAGGCAAUGCGUUCGCUGGUUCAGCUGGAACGAGCUUCACUCCGCACAUCAUCACGGUACCUCCUUCAGAGGACGUCGCGGCGAAGAUCGCUGCCUUCGCGAACCAGUCUUCAAGGGCGGUGUGCGUCCUCUCGGCGACGGGGUCCGUGUCCAGGGUCGUGCUGCGCCACCCGGGCGACGCCUCCCCCAUGACAAGGGUUCACUCGUCGCCGCCUUACAAGAACGCGGCCAUCUACGAGGGUUUCUAUGAGAUCCUAAGCCUAACCGGCUCUUACAACCUGGCCGAGGGCUCACAACAGGGGCAGGGCCAACAGCAAAGCGGCGGACUCAGCGUCACGCUCUGCAGUCCGGAGAGGAAUGUGAUUGGAGGUGUUUUGGGUGGCCAACUGGUAGCUGCAAGUACCGUGCAGGUUGUAUUGGGGAGCUUUCACCAGGGAGGGUCGAGAUCCAAGUCGAAGAAAGCGGCGAAGCAGGCGGCCUUCAGCCCGGACUCGCUCACCGGCGGGCAAGAGGCGUCGCCCAGCCCCGGCCACAACCAACAAAAUCUAACGCCGCCCUCCUCCGUAACAGGAGGGUGGCCGACCUCCGGGAUAUUUGACACCAGAAGUUCCACCAUUGAUAUCAACUCAUCUAGAGGCUAGCUCAUUUGUCGAUAAUUCCAGUUCUCUCUCGCCAGAAUUUUCUGUUUGCACAAGAAUACCCAAACCAUACUUCCAAAUAGCUUAUUCGGUUUUUUUUUCGAGUAAAUUGUUAUAGAAUUCAAUUCACUAGGCGUCGCUCAAAUGUUCUUGCUUAUUCGAAUCUGAAGAUGCCCCUUCUUCCUUGUAUCAUGUGCCAUUCCCAGUCA